CUGAACACGAUAUCAAUGUCUUGGGUAUUGUACUCGUACUGCAUCGUGAAACUUCUAAGCUCAUGUAUGGUGUUUGACACUGCCUGGGUAGACAAGUCUGGUGAUCUUGACUCCUGAGUUGUCGGGGUCGUGGCGCGAGCUCAGCAUCGUGGCAGUUCUCGCCCUAUGAGGUCUUGACCGUGAAGCAACACUUCCAUCCCUCUGAAUAUUUGAUGUUGGACAAUACUCUACUCAUUUGCUUAUCUGGUUGACUCAGGGAUUUAGCUCAAGGCUGACCGACAAUUCUGUGCCUUUUGCAGGUAUCCCGUGGAUCAUCUGCGUUUUCCAUGAUUACCUUGGGAUUACUCGUACCUCCUGAAUCUUACAAGUGCAACGAUAUGUGCAAUUCCAGUAUCUCCCACUACAAUGAAUAGCCACAGCCCGACAGCCAGCAAAAUUCUCAUGCUUGACCUGCAAUAAGCGAUGGAACGUGUCCUCUCAGAUGUCUUCUCGACUCUUCGGAAGUUUCGAUGAGUACAACAUGGCCAUGCAGAAGGGCUGAAGUUUUCUGAAAUUACCUUUCAUCCCGUGAACCAGGACUUGACGGGUGGCUUACAUGCAUCCCCUUCCCCGCCUAUCAAGAACGGGGAUUUACGAGUUCCUAUGCCUGCUUAUGAGGCUGGCUCGAGGCUGAAAAUAACGAAUCUCCGCUUACUGCAUCGCCCCCAAAUCCAUGAGUGAUCUAGAUGUGUUACAAGUUCCCGCAUUUGCCUUUUUUAUCUUCUCUGCAUCUGCCUGUUUCUUUUCUGCAUUUUUGUAUAUACUUUUACGCGCAAGUUGUUGAAAAUCCGCAAUCAUGGAUUCAAAUACCACCCAGAAGCAAGUUAUCACUGCAGCAGCUUCUUCUGCCGCAAGCCAAACCCCAAAACAGUCUUCAGAACCCACACGCAGUGGUGAAAAUCAAAGUUGGUGGAAAUGGGGCAGGGAAACUACGAAGGAUAAUAUCAAUAAACACCUUGCUCAUGAGUUCAAUGGCAAACUCGGCUUUGAUCACGGACACUGGUUCCAUCGACCAGAACAGCACGAUAGUAGCGCGACUUUUGAUAAGGCCGGCGAGUUGGAGAGUGACGAAAAGGGUCGCUAUGUUUAUAGAAGUGAGUGCCCAGUCUUUUUCAUGGAAUCUUUAUAAGUAGAUACUAGAUCUACGACGUUCUCAAACUCUACUGCCUCUACAAUGCCUUACUUAUACCACACCUCACAUAUCUCUAAGAUGUACUAAUGUCCAUUUUCUAUAGAUUAUCUUGGCCAGAAGUACCAUAAACAUGCAGAUGUGGCUACGUGA
This is a messenger RNA of Hymenoscyphus albidus, 1321 nucleotides long. Lineage: Eukaryota; Fungi; Ascomycota; Leotiomycetes; Helotiales; Helotiaceae. The record is from the annotation of a GenBank genome assembly.